AUUCCGUGGUGAUGAUGGCGCUCUGUUUCCUUCAAGGCUUCUGCCCACAUGGAUUGCAAUUUCCGACAUUGAUUGUGUAUGCGCUACCUACUAUAUAAAUACUUGUCAAUUCAUGCGCUCGAUUGGGCUGGUCCCUAAGCUAAGCGCGCCCAUUUCGAUCUAAUUAUAGCCUACUGUCUAUACGCGCUCAAUUUUGAAAUCUUUGCUUUUGUCGUUACCCAUACCUAUGAUACCCAGCUAUCUACUCAGCACGCACCAAUCGUCCUUAUCUUAUUGCGCCAUUGUUUACUUGAGGGAGUCUUAGCUUGUUGACUCAUGAUGGAAAGCUCGUUUCCGAAUGUCAUGAAUCCUUCGGAGAGGAGCGACUUAGGGGCACCGCCGAUGGUUGUCCAGCAGUAUGCAAGGUAUCCACCUACGUUGGAACCUGGAUUACAUAGCGCUUCUUCCCUAGGCAGUGCUCGCAGCCGGAUGGCGGCCUCCAAAUCUCCCCCACUUCAUCGCAAAGCAACUCCACGCAGUAUUCAAUCCUCGCCGACAGUUUCGCGACCGGCCAUUCCCCCAUCAUCUGCUGCACGCUCGGGGCCAUCGAUGUCCCCUCCAGUGUACGAUCCUCUCCGCCAGAGGCAACCACCUAGAGAGUCCUUAGACCAAGCAGAGUCCCGAUCGCUGCCAUCCCGUGACAUUACAGAUGAAACCAUUGAUGACGCUUACGUGAUGUUCAUUUUCUAUUGUAAUCCAAAUGUGCCUCUGUCUGUAGACACUAGCGAGUUGCGAAAGACUUUCCGGUGUCCCCCACGGAGUGACGGCAAAAGCUUUAGUAUCUUCACGCUCUGGGAACUUAUUCGGAAACUAGACAGCAAAGAGUUGAAAACAUGGAUAUCUUUGGCAACCGAGCUAGGCGUGGAACCGCCUGAUUUGGAGCAGGGGCAAAGCACGCAAAAGGUCCAGCAAUAUGCUGUUCGCCUAAAGCGUUGGAUGCGAGCGAUGCAUGUUGAUGCUUUCUUUGAAUACUGUCUUGGCCAUCCUCAUCCUUAUUAUACUCAACUUCCCGCCAACAAUGCAGUGGUCAGCGAGAGCCGCGACGGAGUGCCUUUAGAGGAGGACCUUGCGUUACGCGCCCUCGUCCCUCAGUGGAAACCCAAGCGAGGUAGAAAGCGAGCGGACGAGAGGGAGGGUAUGAAUGAUAGAUUAUCCAAACGGCCACAGCUCGAUACCUCUGUGGGCAUCUUACACACGAGUACAUUCCCAGCUCACUCGGCGACUUUCCCUCAAAGUGCAAUUCCAUUUAGUGCCUUCCCUGAUGAGAUCGAGCCAAACGAUCCGUGGAUAGCAGCCACAUCCUCAUUUGGGGCGAAUGGCCCGUCAGGGAACCCAGUUGCUCAGCAAGGCCAGGAUCUUCGGUGGAGAUCAGUUGAUCGAGAGGCUUCACCUUCAAAUUACCCGCACUCUGCAAUUCUUCCUAGGGGUCACCAUCCAUCCGACGUAUUUCUGCCUCCUACGGAGCCUCGGUCAGCGGUUACGCCGUCGUCCGAGAAGUCGCGCCCUAAACGGCGUCAUGGCCCAGCUGUUUCAUCUGCCUGGCCGACCAACAAUGGAUCGUCUACUGGGAAAACUCGGGGACGACCUCCCGGUCGCGGGACAACAUCCGGCCCCUUUUCCUCUUUUCCAGUGAACCCUAGUCGCUCUGAGCCAUCCCAUUUACAUAGCUCCAACGCAAGACCUCCUUCCACUGUUUUAGACCAGGAUCCUUCCGGUCGCUAUUCCAACGCUCAAUACCAACAAUCUCCUACACCCUUUCCUGGCGGUAAUAGACCAAACAAACUUCAGCUGCAAGUCCCACAGCACCCAGGCGCGCCAGUCCGUCUCGCGACACCGCCAACACUAAUGGUGAAUGGUGUCAACAAUGCAUCAUUUAAAAUUGAGGGACAACAGCAUAACAGCGCUUCAGCUCCCCCGCACGACACUCCCGGUGCAGCAACGAACGCGCCAACUGGUGCACAUCGCAGUAUCAACCCAAAUGCGGACAUUUCGUCCGAUGAGCUCGUUCGUGUGCUCUCCAGUGACUUGCUGCGUGGAAAAGUGACUGGUCGCUCCACUCCUUUAAGUGCUGAAGAGGCCCGAACAAUCUCUUUGUCUAUGAGCGCUAAUCUGACUGCUUCGUAUUCUCAAUUGCCUUUGGGGAUGCCAGUUCUUUUGUCAGCUCUGCAUCUUGGGUUAGGGCAUCAUUUUGGCUACCCUGGCGUAACAGAGAGUGCGAUGACAAUAGAUAUUAGAACGGCGACUGCGCCUUCCAUCGAUGCACAAGUGGCAUCCAGCAAUGAGGAACGCUCAUCAAAUUCCACCUAUACUAUCGUCCAGGAAUAUAAGCAUGGACUUCGUUUCUCGACGAAGGUCACUUACGGUGAUUUCAAUAUCAACAAUCUGGAAAACAACAAGACCGGAAAUGCGCCCGGAGUGACAGAGGACCUGGACAAUAGUGUCGCAGAUGUGAAUAGCUCGACAGAUGGCGAAUUCGAAGUGGAUGGUGCAGAGAAUACUGUUCCUGAGAUGACCUGGAAACAACGGUAUAUAAAGCUUCGCUCCCAGAUGCAGAAAAAGGAGCGUGCCUUGUCCCAGUAUAAGCGCAAGAUUCUGGAGUCUGUAAUGGCAGACAUAUAAGCCAUUGCUACAGUGGUAGAAUUCAGUGCGCUGGAAGACUGACUACCAGCUGCUUUGUUGUGUUGAGCAUGUUAUCUCAUUUGCUUGCUUGAUAGCAAGCUUCGUUCUUUAACUGAUGUGAUCUAGACAUGAUCUUCCAUCUGUUUGCCUGGAAGCAUUCUGUUCUGUGUUUAGUUUAGGUUUCUUACAGAUACCCCUUGAGCGGCCUCGUUUCUUGUCUAAAUUAUAGCAUGUUUAUAGAGCAAUACCUAAGACUGCACUGAGUGCUCUUUGCA
Messenger RNA from Aspergillus pseudotamarii, 2933 nucleotides. RefSeq names its product putative ARS binding protein Abp2 (gene abp2). The coding region runs from base 316 to 2658 and encodes 780 amino acids. The transcript is spliced from 2 exons. NCBI's taxonomy places the organism in Eukaryota, Fungi, Ascomycota, Eurotiomycetes, Eurotiales, Aspergillaceae. The record is from RefSeq and is a predicted model, not a curated record. Gene Ontology annotation, molecular function: DNA replication origin binding.